AGCCUCGUGUUUCAUUUCAUAGUAUAAACGACCACACUAAACGUGAGCCUCUAGUUUCAUCAUCUCUUAAACCAAAUCAUAUAGUAGCAUUCAUGUGUUACCACUUUCUUCCUUAAUCUUCGCACAACACAACAAUGGAAGCUAUGUUAGCUUUCUCUGUCACUUCACUUCACAUCCCAACACCUCUAGAAACUCCAACCCUAUUCAAAAAAUCUAUCUUCCUCAACUCACAAUCCCAUUCAACACUUCCAUUCUUUACUAGAAACACUUCAAAAUUCAAGCUUUUUACUGCCUUAUCACCUUCUCCAUUAACCAAUACUAGCACUAACCUUCCAGUGGAUGAUGAGCUAGAAGAUGAAACAGGUUCGGAGAAAUUUGAUUGGUACUCACAGUGGUACCCUUUGAUGCCAAUUUGUGAUCUUGACAAAAGGGCACCUCAUGGCAAGAAGGUUAUGGGGAUUGAUGUGGUUAUAUGGUGGGACAGGAAUGAAGAUGCAUGGCAAGUGUUUGAUGAUGCUUGUCCUCAUAGAUUGGCACCUUUGUCUGAAGGGAGGAUUGAUCAAUGGGGUAGGCUGCAGUGUGUGUAUCAUGGUUGGUGUUUUAAUGGAUCAGGUGAUUGUAAGUUCAUUCCUCAGGCACCUUCUGAUGGACCUCCGAUUCAUACAUCCAAAAAAGCGUGUGUUGCUGCGUACCCAAGCAUUGUGCAGAAUGAUAUCUUGUGGUUUUGGCCAAAUACUGAUCCUCAAUACAAAGAUAUUAUUACAAGAAAAAAACCACCAUUCAUACCAGAAAUUGAUGAUCCAUCUUUUACUAGCUUAAUGGGAAACCGAGAUAUUGCUUACGGGUAUGAAGUAUUGAUUGAAAACCUCAUGGACCCUUCACAUGUUCCAUAUGCUCAUUAUGGAUUAAUGAAAACUCCACAACCAAAAGAGAAAGCUGAUAGAGAAGGAGGAAGACCACUUGAAUUGUCAAUUGAAAAGUUAGAUAUCAAUGGUUUCACUGCAAAUCAGGGUUGGAGCAAAAGUAAAUUUAUGCCACCUAGCAUUUUUUAUGCAUAUAGUGAUCCAAAUAAACCGGCAUCUUCUGAUGAAUCUAAGAAAUCAUCGGUUCAGAGGAAGUUUUCUUUGAUCUUUAUUUGUAUCCCUGUUAGUCCUGGUAAUAGCAGACUCAUUUGGUGCUUCCCAAGAAACUUUGGACUGUGGAUUGACAAAAUUGUACCGCGAUGGAUGUUUCAUGUUGGACAAAACUUGAUUCUAGAUUCAGAUUUAUAUCUUCUGCAUGUUGAGGAAAAGAAAAUAAUGGAUGUUGGUCAAGCUAAUUGGCAUAAGGCCUGUUUUGUGCCAACAAAGGCAGAUGCGCUUGUGAUCGGUUUUAGAAAGUGGUUAAAGAAGUAUGCAGGUGGUGAAGUUGAUUGGAAAGGAAAAUAUAGCGGUGCUCUUCCUCCUACACCUCCUAGAGAACAGCUUAUGGACAGGUACUGGAGUCAUGUGGUGAAUUGCAAGAGUUGCAAUUUGGCGUAUAAGAGUCUCAACGUGGUGGAAGUGAUGCUGCAGAUUAUAUCGGUUGCUUCAAUUGGGAUUGUUGCUACAAUGAAGCAGGGCGUGGCUUCAGCUGUAACAAGAAAUUCAAUGGUUGUGCUGGCAGUACUUUCAUUCGCGCUGUCGCGGUUGUUAGCUCACUUCAUAUACAAAAACUUCCGUUAUCAUGACUACAACCACGCCUUUCGCUGAAAUGUGUUUCCUUAGUUAUUGUUGUCCAAUAACUUUGUUACCGGUAUAUAUAUAGUGAAUUUCUGCAAAAACAAAGCCUGUAAUUGUUGGUACUUAAGAGGAGUUUUGGAGCAUGUUCCUACAUGUAUGUGAUACAUAUUAAGUUCAUAACAUAACAGGCACAUCGAUUGAAGAUGCAUAUAUGUUUGAUUCCACUCUUGUAUGUGGUAAUACUGGGAAGGGAUGUAUGUUGCUUUCUAAAAGAAUUCAUGCAGAUGACACUUUCAUAGUGAUUUAGUGACCUGAAUUGCUAUAUUCUUGGUUGGAUGAAUGAAAAUGAGGGCACAAUUAUCUUUCUAGAAA
Messenger RNA from Vicia villosa (hairy vetch), 2072 nucleotides. Its product is annotated as protochlorophyllide-dependent translocon component 52, chloroplastic. Gene Ontology annotation, molecular function: 2 iron, 2 sulfur cluster binding; chlorophyllide a oxygenase activity. NCBI's taxonomy places the organism in Eukaryota, Viridiplantae, Streptophyta, Magnoliopsida, Fabales, Fabaceae. Bases 135 to 1730 code for a protein of 531 amino acids. The record is from RefSeq and is a predicted model, not a curated record. The transcript has 6 exons.